Molecule: messenger RNA, 3204 nt
Organism: Coccidioides posadasii C735 delta SOWgp
Lineage: Eukaryota; Fungi; Ascomycota; Eurotiomycetes; Onygenales; Onygenaceae
Source: RefSeq, a predicted model, not a curated record
GAGGAGAGCCAAACGACAACGCAUUGUUGGAGCUUGUACGGAGUAGCGCAUGUUAAAAAUUCUUUCAUGCCAUGGCAAUUAUACCGUGACGGGCAACCAUGCCCUCGUCAUCAACAACCCAGCCCGCGUGGCGACCCCGACUUCGACGGCCCCAGCUACGGCAAGCCACUGUUAUAAUCCCCCGAACUGGCCAACGUGUUAGAGGCACGGAUUCCCUAGAUGUGAUUUUAGACUCCCCCGAUGAUCAAACUCCGCUACUGCCCCAGAAUGAGCGGCCCUCUCGCAUUUCCAACACCAAGUGGCUUCGCCGUGUCAACGAUGCGAAAGCAAGUAUUCUUACAUUCUUUGCUUCCGAGACAGGCAGGGGCGUACUUAAAUGUAGUCUAGCUUACCUUCUCGGAACUCUUGCGACAUUUGUUCCCCCGAUAGCCGCUUUGCUUGGCCAGCAAGAUGGAAAACAUACGGUGGCCACAAUUACCGUCUACUUCCACCCUGCCAGGACGAGGGGAAGCAUGCUCUAUGCUCUUGUGUGCGCUUCUGUAGCAUUCAUGUAUGCCCUCCUCAUAUCUAUCAUGAGCAUGGGUGUUUCUGUGUUCUUUGAGGACGCAGUCCAAUUUCUCCCACUUGGCCAUGCUAUAGUCGUCUUUGUAUUCUGUGGAGGAGGGCUGGGGCUUGUCGGAUGGGUUAAACAGAAAAUGGGCGAUCCGUUGGUGAACGUUGGAUGCUCCCUAGCUUCACUCGCCAUAGUUACCGUCUUAACAAAAGAAGGAGCUGUGCAGCGAGGGGAUAUCUCAUUUGUCAAAAUAUCCCAAGUCCUGAAGAUGCUUCUCAUGGGUAUCUUUGCCACCAUGGCCGUGUGUUUUAUUAUAUUCCCUAUUUCCGCUAGGACCAAACUCCGACAGGCUUUAAUCGAGGCGACCGACUCUCUUUCUGAUAUGCUAAAUGUCAUUACCGAAAGCUUUCUAGAAGGGUCAGAAGAGCUAUUGGAACAGGAUGAAUUCCGAGAUGUGUUUGAGCGGUACAACGGGUCCUCUAGGGAUAUUGAUAAGCUGCUUAAAGAAUCCAAGUUUGAACACUAUGUGGCAGGCACGGGAAACGAAUAUCGCCUGGAGAAGAAACUUGCCUUGUGUAUCCAGGAUCUGGCUCAAAAUAUUGGUGGCCUCCGAAGUGCUGCUGCGCUUCAAUUUGGCUUGUUGAAACAAUCGUAUGGCCCAAUCCAUUCCACAGGUAUUCAAAAGGGCAGUUCGACGUCCCGGGCUGAUGAGAUGCUAUCAUCGAUCUUCUCGCCCACGUCUACGAUAAGGGAUUACCCAAGCCCAAGCGAAGGCAUCACUGAGAAUGCAGGCCAUAGCACUCCAGCACUGACUCGCAUGGACUCCGGCACAAAUACUGGCCCCAAUUCUCCAGCAGAUAUAUUUGAAAAUUUUAUCUUUCACCUUGGCCCAUCAAUGAAGUCGUUGGCCUACACUCUGAGAGAGAUCCUAGGAGAGCUACCUUAUGGCCCGGCUCCAGAUUUCAAAAUCGCCAUUAACAACAAAUUCCGUAUUAGUUUGGAUCGCGCUCUAGACUUAUACCGCACUUCUCGAAACGACGCCUUGAACGCCAUCUAUAUGCAAAAAGAUUUCAUUAGGGUCAAGUCCGCAGAAGUGGAAGCUGAUCUUGAGGAAGUGGCAGCGAGCUGUGGUCAUUUCAGUUUUUCAUUGCAAGAGUUUGCCGAAGAACUGAAGGAUUUUCUUGAUAUACUAGACGAACUGCAGCUAGAAGUGGAGGAAAGGCCUGGUGGUCGAUCGUGGACGUGGUUAAUGCCGUGGCGGUCACGACCGAAGACCAAUGGUGACGAUGAUAUGACGGACCCUAAUCCAAAAUUGAUGAGUGUUAGCCCUACUGGCACAUCUGGGCCCAAGGAAAAUCUCCGAUAUAGGUUGUGGAAAGCCCUGAGAUUAUUUCGACGUGAUGAGACAAAGUUUGCGAUCAAAGUGGGAGCUGGAGCAGCGCUCUAUGCUCUUCCCGCUUUUUUACACUCUACACGCCCUAUAUAUUCUCACUGGCGUGGAGAAUGGGGACUCCUUUCCUACAUGUUCGUCUGUUCUAUGACUAUCGGCGCAUCGAAUACAACGGGGUAUGCCAGAUUCUUUGGUACUUGCCUGGGAGCAUUUUGUGCACUGGCAGCUUGGUAUGUAGCCCAUGCCAAUGUAUUCGGACUGGCGUUUCUUGGCUGGGCAAUGUCCUUAUGGACAGCGUACAUCAUCAUCGGCCAAGGACGCGGGCCAAUGGGCCGCUUCAUCAUGCUUACAUACAACUUGGUGGUUCUUUACUCCUACUCCCUGUCACUGCAGGAUAGCAAUAAUGACCAAGAUGAAGGCGGGGAGAGUCCUUUGGUCGCAGAUAUUGCACUCCAUCGGGUGGUGGCCGUUUCUUCAGGGAUCAUUUGGGGUAUCUUUAUUACGAGGAUUAUUUGGCCUAUAAGUGCUCGAAGAAAAUUAAAGGAUGGCCUCAGCUUGCUCUGGCUUAGGAUGAGCAUCAUUUGGAAGAGAGAUCCUCUUUCAACGAUGACUCAAGGAGGCUCGGCCAUUGCAUACUACACCACGAAAGAGAAACUCGAAUUGCAGCGGUUCCUAGCUCGUCUAGAGACGCUUCGAACUGCGGCCAAUUCUGAAUUCUCCCUCAAGCGACCCUUUCCAAAUGCAUCCUAUGGAACGCUUCUCUCCCGAACCAGACGUAUGCUAGAUGCAUUUCAGGCUCUGAACCUCGAGAUUAUGAAAAAUUUAACGGCGUCCGAAGGCGAAGCGGCCAUGCUAAGGCACACGUUGCAGGAUAGAAGGCAAUUGUCAGCAAGAAUUACUCAUUUACUUGCGAUUCUGGCAUCGUCAAUGAAACUGGGAUAUCAACUCUAUGAUGCGCCGCCGGACAUAGACCACUCGAGAGAUAGACUAUUAGCGCGACUACAUCAUUAUCGUAAAGAUGAAUCCGCUUCCCGCUUAACUACCGACGAAGACUACGCUUUAUUGUAUGCUUAUGUAUUAGUAACUGGUCAGCUCCGAAACGAAAUCAUGGCGGUUAUAGAUGAAGUGAGUAGGCUAUUUGGUGUUGUAAAUGAAGAUAUUAUUGCCCUUCAUUAGCUGCGACGAGAAACUAUGUACUCAGUACGUAUAUACUUCAUAUGUACCGUACAUAUUUGGUAACAAAGUAGGCUGUUUCCUUCGG